Molecule: messenger RNA, 5152 nt
Organism: Etheostoma cragini (Arkansas darter)
Lineage: Eukaryota; Metazoa; Chordata; Actinopteri; Perciformes; Percidae
Product: adenylate cyclase type 1-like
Exons: 20
Coding region: 490-3849 (1119 amino acids)
Biological process (GO): cAMP biosynthetic process; intracellular signal transduction; adenylate cyclase-activating G protein-coupled receptor signaling pathway
Cellular component (GO): plasma membrane
Molecular function (GO): adenylate cyclase activity
Source: RefSeq, a predicted model, not a curated record
AAAGUAAACCAGGGAAAAUAUAGUCAAAUGAGGUUUUUGUGACUGUUCGCCUCGUGCUGAGCUGUUUUGAUUGUCUUCACAAACAAGGUAAACCUUCCGAUGAGUCCGGUGGUAGCGCAGGAUCACUGGUAGCCUAACCCCGCGUGAGGCACCGCAGGGGGUCCGAGAGAGAGAUAGAGAGAGAGAGAGAGAGAGAGAGAGAGAGAGAGAGAGAGAGAGAGACGUUCUGCACAUUGGUCAGGCUACUUUUCUGACGACACACCAACAAUCGUCAACCUGUGGAUAGCGCGCGCGCGCGGCGCUCUGUUGUCUCCACUGCCACCCUCUCCCUCUCUUGACACCGAGCCCGACCCUCGGACAUCCAGGACGCAUGAACUCUGGGAGAGGGUGCCGGUUCGAUUCCCGAACACAAGGACACGAACCGAAAAGUUGAGGGCUCGCGCGCUAUCCCCCCCCCCCCCCCCCCCCCCCAUUGCCUCCCCCCGCUUCAUGAAUGGCCGGAACAUGGAGGAGGUGCAGUUCAAAAGAGUCAAGACCCGGCGGAGGAAGGGUCACUGCCCGGCCGGCUCGCCCCUGGGCGCCAUCGCCUGUGAGGACGAGUUCAACAGCCCGGAGCUGGAGGCUCUCUUCCAGAACUACAACCUGAAGCUAGAGCAGACCGCCACGCUCAAGGCGCUCGCGGUGCUCAUCGUGGCCGCGUCGUCGCUGUCCCUGGUGGAGCUGCUGUCCAGCCCGCGGCUCACCCUGUCCAAGGGCUCGUACCCGGUGCACUGCGUGGUCUUCUUGUCGCUCUUCAUCGUCACCAACGUCAAGUACCUGCAGGUGACGCAGCUGCAGCAGAUCGCGAAGCUGGCCCUGUUGUUCAGCUUCACCUUCGCGCUGCUUUGCUGCCCGUUCCCGCUGGCGCUCGGCACCGCGGAGCUGCUGAGCACCGCGGCCCCGGAGCAAGGCGUGUGGCAGCUCAUGCUGGUCACCCUCGUGGCUUACGUGCUGCUGCCGGUGCGGACGCUGCUGGCCGUGCUGUUCGGGGUCAUGCUGGCUACGUCUCACUUCAUUGUCAUCGCGACGUCGUUCACGGGAAGGAAGCAGAGGCUGUGGAGACCGCUGGUGGCCAACGCGGUGCUGUUCACCAGCGUCAACCUGUCGGGGGUGUUUGUGAGGAUUCUCACCGAGCGCACCCAGAGGAAAGUCUUCCUGCAAGCCCGUGACUGCAUCGAGGAGAGGCUUAAACUGGAGGAUGAGAAUGAGAAGCAGGAGCGUCUGCUAAUGAGCCUACUGCCCAGGAAUGUUGCCAUGGAGAUGAAGGAGGACUUUCUGAAGCCGCCUGAGCGGAUCUUUCACAAGAUCUACAUCCAACGUCACGACAAUGUCAGCAUCCUGUUUGCAGACAUUGUGGGUUUCACCAGCUUGGCUUCUCAGUGUACUGCUCAGGAACUGGUCAAACUGCUCAACGAACUCUUUGGGAAGUUUGAUGAACUGGCUACAGAGAAUCACUGCAGGCGGAUAAAGAUACUGGGGGACUGUUACUACUGUGUGUCAGGACUGACUCAACCUAAGGCAGACCACGCCCACUGCUGUGUGGAGAUGGGACUGGACAUGAUUGACACGAUUGCGUCGGUGGUGGAGGCGACGGAGGUGGAUUUGAACAUGCGUGUUGGUCUCCACACAGGACGGGUGCUGUGUGGCGUGCUGGGCCUUAGGAAGUGGCAGUAUGAUGUGUGGUCAAACGAUGUCACACUUGCAAACAUGAUGGAGGCCGGAGGGCUGCCUGGCAAGGUGCACCUCACCAGGACCACCCUGGAGUGUUUGAAUGGAGACUACGAGGUGGAGCCAGGCUUCGGCCACGAGAGACAUGCCUUCCUUCAGAAGCAUCACAUAGAGACAUUUUUCAUCGUGCCAUCACACAGACGUAAAAUCUUUCCCGGUCUUAUUCUGUCAGACAUCAAACCAGCCAAGAGGAUGAAGUUCAAGACGGUGUGCUACCUGCUGGUGCAGCUGAUGCACUGUAGGAAGAUGUUCAAGGCCGAGAUCCCCUUCUCCAACGUCAUGAGCUGCGACGAUGAUGACAAGCGGAGAGCCCUGCGUACUGCAUCGGAGAAGCUGAGGAGUCGAACCUCCUUUUCCAACACCACCGUGCAGCACUCGCCAGGAACACGAGUCAACCGCUACAUCGGGCGGCUCAUCGAAGCACGGCAGACCGAGUCCGACACAACAGACCUCAACUACGUCACCCUGUUCUACACGAGCAGAGACAGGGAGCGCCGGUACCAUCAGGUGUCUGACGACCAUUUCAUCGGUGCAGUGGUUGUCUCUCUGAUACUCGCCGCUCUGUUUGGCCUUAUCUAUUUGCUAAUGAUCCCACAGGGGAUGCUGGUGCUGUUGCUGCUGGUGCUGUGUGUGUGUUUCCACGCCGCCUGUGUCAUGUACCUGCAUCUCACUGGCGUUCAGUGCCAACCAGGCUGCCUCACCAUCCAGAUCCGAACCGUGCUGUGUGUCUUCCUCGUUCUGCUCACCUACUCUGUUACUCAGGCCUGUGUGGUGGGAUGUGUCCCUUGGGCGAGAGUUGGGACAAACUCAAGUCUCUCAGCGGACGACGGCCCCGCAGACGCAAACAACAGCACCGCGGCAGACAGAGCUUGUUCCAACAUGGCGUACGCUUUGCUGUCCUGCGUGGCCGGCACCCUCACCCUCGUCCCCUACCUCCGAGUCUCCUCGCUCCCCAAGAUCCUCCUGCUCCUCCUCCUCUCUGUCACCUACACUGUCGUCAUGGAGACCAGCGGCUAUCGCCAAGCUGUGGGAGGAGGGUUUCUCCACACAGGGGGGUAUGAUCCUGUGUUGGCUGCCUUGCUGUUUUCUGGAGCUUUGGCUCUGCAUUCGAGACAGCUGGACCUGAAGAUGCGGCUCGACUAUCUCUGGGCUACUCAGGCGGAGGAGGACAGAUGUGACAUGGAGAAGGUGAAGCUGGACAACAAGAGGAUCCUGUUUAACCUGCUGCCGGCUCAUGUGGCUCAGCACUUCCUCAUGUCAAACCCCAGGAACAUGGACCUGUACUACCAGUCCUACGCUCAGGUCGGAGUGUUGUUCGCCUCCAUCGCCAACUUCAACGACUUUUACAUUGAGUUGGAUGGGAACAACAUGGGCGUUGAGUGUCUCAGGCUGCUCAAUGAGAUCAUCGCCGACUUUGAUGAGCUGAUGGACAAAGAGUGCUACAGGGAUAUUGAGAAAAUCAAGACCAUUGGCAGUACAUACAUGGCUGCAGUAGGGCUGGUUCCUACAACUGCCUCCAAGGCGAAGAAGUCCACAACCUCACAUUUAUGCACAGUGUCAGAUUUUGCCAUUGAUAUGUUUGACGUCCUGGAUGCCAUCAACUACCAGUCUUACAAUGACUUUGUCCUGAGAGUAGGUAUCAACGUGGGACCAGUGGUGGCCGGAGUGAUUGGAGCCAGAAGACCUCAGUAUGACAUCUGGGGAAACACAGUGAACGUAGCCAGCAGGAUGGACAGCACUGGAGUACAAGGAAAGAUCCAGGUGACAGAGGAGGUUCAUCGUCUCCUCACAGACCACUACAGCUUUGUGUGCCGGGGCCAGGUCAGCGUGAAGGGCAAAGGGCAGAUGCUCACAUAUUUCCUGGAAGGGCGCAGGCACGGCAACAGACCGUCUCAAAUCCAGCAGCAGCCAGGCAACGGAGAGCGGCGGUUCAGCACCUUCACCCAGGGCAGCGUGUGCACCAGGCUGAGCCCCCCCACCGUGACCACCUACGCCACGGCCAGGACCCCGAGCCCGUCCAAACCAACCACCUCCUCCAGCACCACCAGGUACCUGCCCUCUGUCCCCACGGCAACGGUGUGAUGGAUACCUUCUUCACUGGGAUUGUGGUAAACAAGGAAAUGACACUAGGGGUGGGGGAUAGCACGGAUGAUACAUGAUAGUAGUAGCAGAGAGAGUUUUUCAAUGCCGGGAAAAAGUAGAGCCGACCUCCACUCUUCUUCUACUGGAUGUGGGAGACAGCUGAGGCGCUAAUCGUCCAAUGGGAGGCGUGGACUCUGGGCCUGGACUGGGUUUAGGACUAGAGUCUGAGGAGACCUCGGUCGGACUCGUCCUCCACACUCGAGGCCUGUUGGUUGUUUCACACCGCUGGGGUGCCAUGAACGAGGUGCAGGGUGCUUUCAGCCACGUUGCUCUGUAACCAAUCAAUGGUUAAGGAUGUCUCUGCGAUUUCAGAGUCGACACCCACAACUGUAACAACCUAAAUCAGCAUCAAAAUAACAACAAAGUUUGGUCUAUAAAACCCGCAGAACUGGGGCUGUAAAGAUGAAGCAAUACCAUUGAUUUACAGAGAGACAUGUCCUCACAGUGGUGUUAUUAGUAACAUUGUUAUAUUUAUCAAUUGGUUUAAAAGCUACUUGUUAAGCAGUAAACAAUUAUUCGGAAUGGAUAUAUCAGCAUCAAAAUCACAAACAAUUGCACAAUUGAUAGUGUAGCACAAAAGCCAUCCACAACCACAUGUGGAAUUUCCUUUCACAACUUUUAGCUGACCCUUUUCUCUCAGUUUGAAGCCAAAUCAGGGCUUUGCCUUAGCGAACACCCCUCACAAUGAGUUCCUUGACAUUUUUUUUGUUGCCUUUUAGAUUCGUUAUUGAUUUAUUGGACACCACUUCGGGUGAAUUAAUGAAUUGCAGGGGCAUGUUUUUAAAGUAGAUGAAGCCAAAUGUUUAAUUGUAAAUGGUAGUAUAAACUUGCCAAAAUACGACAGGGCGUUGCAUCAAGUCAUCUCUUGGACGUGUAUGCCCCUUCACUUUAACACUCCAGCGGCACCUGAGGUAAACUCUUGUUUCCCUGAGCCGCUCAGUGUCUACAAGUGCAUGAUGCCACUGCUGCAUUUCAGUCAUGUGUGCUGUCUAUUUCCCUGUGAUGCUUGACUUUUAGAUUCUUCCUCGUCAAAGUGUAGCAAUAAAGCGGUUUGUCUCCUAUCUCAGCCCCUUGCAUGCUGUAGCCAGCUGGAUCCUAUUUUUGACCUGAUAUUGUAUGUAGCCAAUAGAAUGUGCAUAGCUAGCCGCACAAGUGUGUAUCUCUGUGGAGUUGAAGCAUGACUUAGAAACACUUAUUUUCUGUAUUGUGCGAGUGUGAUUCCUUCCUAAGGGAUUUCGAUUUG